AUGGCGGCCACGCAGCCCCAGCGCCCAACGCGCACCCUCGCCUCAGCCGACUUUCCAAUUGACCCCUCCUCCCCGCUCUUUGUAGCCCAGGCCGUCGUUCUCUCGGCCCUCGGGGGCGCGGGGGCCGGCGGAACCCUGGGCUGGGCGCGCAAACAGAACCCCUUCCAGCUCGGCGUGAACAUGGGUAUCAACUGCGGCAUCGUGUCCCUCUUCUUCUUCGGUACACGCGAGUACCUCGUCUCUCCCAUACUCCUGGGCGUUUGCGCUACCCCAGCACAUGCUCGCCGGGCCGAGGAGCUCGAGACCGGUAUCACCGAACCGCAGAGUAUCUCGGACGUACGCAUGAACCGGAUCUUGGAUAGCGCGAUUGCGGGCGCUGCGGCUGGCGGCGGAUUGAGCACCUUUAUUCGUGGACCACGUACCCUCAUCCCAGCGGCAUUCACUGCCGGGCUUCUUGCCACUGUUGGGCAGGGGCUCGUGAAUCAGUCCCGCGUGUGGCGUCUCGAGCUGUUAGCUAAGCGCGCGCGUGAGGGCUUGCCAGAACCCGCACCUGCAUUUGAACCCGCCGUGGAAGUGAUGGAGAGUUUUGAGACUCCCGCCAAGCCUGACGGCGAGCGCCGUGGUGACGCGCCCAUCACCAGCCGCAUGAUGGGUGUGCUCUCCCACAUCCUUCCUGUCAAGAAGCUCAGCGAUGAGGAUUACCUCGCAGGUCUGGAGAAGAAGCGCAACGAUGUCGACCGGAGGAUAGCGGAGAUCGACGCCGAGCAGCUCGCCAUGUGGACCAACGCGCAGAAAUAG
Messenger RNA from Cutaneotrichosporon cavernicola, 798 nucleotides. RefSeq lists its product as uncharacterized. The record is from RefSeq and is a predicted model, not a curated record. Bases 1 to 798 code for a protein of 265 amino acids. The transcript is spliced from 2 exons. NCBI's taxonomy places the organism in Eukaryota, Fungi, Basidiomycota, Tremellomycetes, Trichosporonales, Trichosporonaceae.